AUGCCUCGACCGGGAAGGAAUACGUACAAUGACCAAAAGCCCCCUUAUUCCUACAUUGCACUCACUGCCAUGGCGAUUCAGAACUCCCCGGAAAAGAUGCUUCCUCUCAGUGAUAUUUACAAAUAUAUCAUGGACAGAUUUCCUUUUUACCGACAAAACACCCAAAGAUGGCAAAACUCUUUGAGACAUAACUUGUCUUUUAACGACUGUUUUGUAAAAGUUCCUCGCCGACCUGACAGACCCGGGAAAGGAAGUUACUGGGCUUUACACCCGAUGUCAGGGGACAUGUUCGAGAAUGGAAGUUUUCUGAGAAGAAGAAAACGAUUCAAAAUGACAUUUCGUUCUCAGCUGCCAGACAGUUUCAAACAUUCGUUAGUGUUGGAAUCUCGGAUGUACCAUGAGGCAUCUAGAAUGAAUUUUUUCGCCAUGGGUAACCGAGCAGUAACAUCGCCAGCCAGACAUCUGACAGGGCAUGGAAACUCUUCCAACAGAAAACAACCAUUUACAAUAGAAAACAUCAUCGCUCCAGAUCAAAAAUCAAAAGCACCCCCUCUCCCUACCCCUGUGACACCAACAGUAUUACCAGCUUUUGCAACACAAUUUGCCAGUAACUUGUCAUAUGUGACGCCGUUCUCUGCAGGGAAUAUAUUUUCAACACUAGCAUCGGCUUAUAAGUAUAAUUCGGAUUGCGAGAAUAUUUUAAAAUCUAGAAGACAUACCGACUUUUCUAUACCUUCACUGACGUCACUGCCUGUGAAACCGUCACCGGUGUCCGCUUUGAAUUUGGUCACCACGCCAAAGAACUGUACAGUAGAACGAAUGGACUACUCCCCGACGGGACCUUCUUGUUACACUCCCAUGGAGUUGAAAUCCCUUAUGUGUUGUAAACAAGUAAGCACGUGA
This is a messenger RNA of Ostrea edulis (European flat oyster), 903 nucleotides long. Its product is annotated as forkhead box protein B1-like. Gene Ontology annotation, molecular function: DNA-binding transcription factor activity, RNA polymerase II-specific; RNA polymerase II cis-regulatory region sequence-specific DNA binding. The coding region runs from base 1 to 903 and encodes 300 amino acids. Gene Ontology annotation, biological process: anatomical structure morphogenesis; cell differentiation; regulation of transcription by RNA polymerase II. NCBI's taxonomy places the organism in Eukaryota, Metazoa, Mollusca, Bivalvia, Ostreida, Ostreidae. The record is from RefSeq and is a predicted model, not a curated record. The transcript has a single exon.